AUGUCCGCACCCAGUACCUCGUCAACACCUUCUCCAUCUUAUGCCGACGACUCACUCGGUCGCAACCUACGACCGCCAGUUCACAGCAUGGCGCUGGAGCUGACCUUUGUAAAUCAUUACGGCGACAGUGCGCCCAAACGUAGGCGACUCGCGAAAGCCUGCGAAACCUGCAGAGCUCGAAAGAAACGUUGCAUCCACUUCGCCAAUUCUGAAGACUCCGACAAAGACAAGAAUCACGACGAGACUGACUCCGCAGACGAACGAGCUGCGGCGAAUGGGUCUUCGAACGGCCACCUGCCGACACCGACAGAAUCCACUACAUCGAAUGCCCGGCAUUUUAUCAGCGAUCUCAACCCAGAGGCGACUUUCUUACAACGGCACCAGCCUGCUGCUCGCGCCAGCGACGACGACAUUGGCGUUUGGGUCGACCGCAGAGAGUACGAUGCACUCGUUCGACAGAAAAACAUCGCGAGAGACGAGGCGACCGAAGCGGCUGCAGGCGAGAUACGGCCUCCGGCGUCCGUUGUCAAAGCUCUGAUCGAUGUCUACUUUGCCAAGGUGCAUCCGAUUCUACCGUUACUAGACGAGGCCGGGUUUCGCGCCCAGUAUGGAAGGGGAGUGGUACCAGAUGCUUUGGUCCACGCGAUUUGCAUAGUUGCUGCGAAACAUUCAGAAGCUGCGCCGCAUCUUCGUCUGGAGGAGUCGCAACCUCCCAUGCUGGCCCGCGAUUUCUGUCGCAGGCUUCACAAAACAGUCAUCGCGGCCUUGCGAUUUCCCGGUCGAUACGAAAAGAUCACUCUGAUCCGGAUUCUUGCCUUGACCAGUCUACAUGCUGAAACAGCCGACGGUGCUGAAGAAGCCACCCUCUGCUUGGUUCAAGCUCUGCACUAUCUGCAGACCAUGGGAUGGCACCUUGGUCAACAGACUGGAGUACCAUCCAGUGAUGAAAUAAUGAUAAAGCGGGUAUUCUGGUGUCUUUGGUGCCUGGACCGGCUGAACAGUUGCAUUUACGGACGUCCCAUCACGAUGAGCGAUUGUGAUAUCGCCAUUGAGCCCUUCCAGCCUGGCGAGAGCGGGUUCCCCGCCUUUGAAGUCUGGGUGGCCAUCACUCACACGCUUAAUAAGGUGAUCAGUUUCUACCGGCCCGGUGUCCCUGUUGACUUGACCGGCUGGGAGGAUGAUUUUCCGUCCUUCGAAGAUGCCUUAGAUGAAGGCAAAGCGUAUAAUUUGGACCGGCCUACGAUGACUACGCUGCACUUGUACUAUCUUGUGGUCGCCGUGUUGUCUCACCGGUCGAGAGGUGUCAAGUACGUAAGACGCUCGACGCCGUCUUACGUUCGCCAGAGCCUGGCUUCAAUUGAGAUCAAUCGAUUGAUGAGCUCCAACCUGUUGCAGACACUGUUGCCAAUGCCUUUCCUGUCAUAUGGAAUCUCACUUGCGAUGUCAGUAUCUUACCAGCACUUACGUCAAUCACAACUCCAGCACCAGCAAGAGGAUGCCCGUCAGGACUUCAAAGUCUGCUGCCAGAUACUGCAGAAGUUGCGACGAACUUGGUCUGCUGCGGAUGUGAUUGCGACUAUCGCGAAGAAAGUGCUCGAUCAGCUGGAGAAAGCAUCGGAUCUAUCAGUGUUUCGCAUUGCAGCAGGGAGCGAAGAAGGCAGGAACAGCCCACAUGUCUGUACUGCAAGCUUCUGGAAACCUCACACACUCGUUGAUCACCCGGCUGCAGACGAUCCCAACGCAGAUGGGGCUGGUGCAGAAGUUGCCGCACCUAAUGCUCAGCAACAGUCGACUGAAGCUGAUUGGCAUGGACUUUUCGAAGGCAUGGACGAUGUAUUUGGCACAUACUUGGAUCCGAAUUACCCCGUCAAUCUUGACGACUUCUCGUUCGUGGACGACCUUAGUCCGCUGGAUUGGAACAUCCCAUCGACUUGA
This is a messenger RNA of Cercospora beticola, 1935 nucleotides long. RefSeq lists its product as uncharacterized. The record is from RefSeq and is a predicted model, not a curated record. NCBI's taxonomy places the organism in Eukaryota, Fungi, Ascomycota, Dothideomycetes, Mycosphaerellales, Mycosphaerellaceae. Gene Ontology annotation, molecular function: DNA binding; zinc ion binding; DNA-binding transcription factor activity, RNA polymerase II-specific. Gene Ontology annotation, biological process: regulation of DNA-templated transcription; DNA-templated transcription.